CGACUUUUUGCACACUUAUCCAUCCAUCGACCUUUCAAAGCUUUUCAAGUGGCUAUAAUCAUCUCGCAAUUAAUUAGUUAUUACAAGGCCACAAAUUCACUUCCAGCGACCAAUUUACAACCAUUCAUUUGAAUUCAAUUCGAAAUUCCCCUUUUCACCACUUUUGAAUAUUUUUUUCACUCGACUACCUAUACUUUUUUUCUAUAUUCUCAUCUCUAGUUUUAUUUUUAUUACAAAAUGAGCUCUUCUAUUCACUCUCAUGUUAACGGGCACCAACCCGCUACACGCCUGCCUUCUAUCUACCCAAUGAUGCGCUCUUCCAAGAAUGUUCAUGACCCCGUUUAUCCCACUUACUCUCCUUACUUGACCACAGAGUCACAGAUCCAGUCGCUGAAGAGUAUGCUGGCGCAGGGGGAUGCCGAAAACAAGGAAAUACACGCCAGAAUUGACAAAGCCGAAGCCCACAUCGAGAAGAUGCUUGCCGAGGACAACGGAAAAGAUGCUGAGAUCAGUGCUCUUGAAAAUGAGAACAGAGAGAACGAGUGGCUGCAGAGCGAAAAUGACAGGUUGCGGAGUGAGAGGAACAGGCUGUGGACCGAAAACAAAGAGCUCCAGAGAAACGACGCAAUCCCCCAGAAGACACACAAGGCUCUCUACAGCUUGGUCCUGUCCAAGCACGCAGAGAUCGAGCAGCUGCACGCCGAUGCCAAGAGGAAACGCCCUUACACCGACGCUUUACAUGACGCAACCGAGCACGUACAGUCAUCCAAGAAGAGAACAUCUGACAAAAUAGCUGACAUUACAGCCCAACUUGCGGACGCUCAGGAGGAUCUGGCAGCGCUGGCAGAUGACAAACGGCGCCUUAAAGAGGAAACCUUCAGUUUAACCAAGCAGCUGACCCAAGCCAACAACUCGCUUGCAUGCAAAGAUGCCCACAUUGCUAGCCUCAAGGCUCAGGCUUGCACCGAGACUGGGUCUAAUGGCGGCGCGCGCACUCGACAUGCUACUUCUGGUGCCCAAGUCAACGGAUGUCCAACAGCACCAGACAGCAGAGGCAACUGCAACCACCAGAACGAGAUCGUGCGUUUAAACAGCAAACUGACCAAGGCAGACUGCGCGCAGGAACAUAGCGCUUGCCAGUUGGAGAAAAUGAAAAGGUGUCUUGAGAUUAAGGAGCGGGAGAUUAUGGCACUGAUUGGAAAUUUGGCCGACCAACCAUUUGAAAGUAGACCAAUGGAUGGGUGUCUUGGUCCAAAGCAGUCUGUGAAAGGAACAUAUUUGGAAUUUCUUAUCGAUACGCCGAACACGUCCAUGGAGUCGCCAGCUGACAACCCUGUGCGUGCCUCUGAAUUAAAGCAGCGCUUGCGAUAUGUGGCCGUGGCCGACGCGCUGGUGCAAAAUAGGCCCAGCAAUGACCACACCACCCCUCGCACGCGUGCUGAGGAUUAUCCUGCUGAUGGGAGCUCCAAUGUCAGCACCAGCCGCCCGAACUGCAAAUCCAACAGCAAAAGCGUGCGCUUUGCCCUGGAUUAACUUUAAUAUAUUAGGAUGACACUAACUUUUACUUUUCGUAUAAAACUACUGAAUUUUAUCCUUUAUAAAAAUA
Molecule: messenger RNA, 1606 nt
Organism: Kickxella alabastrina
Lineage: Eukaryota; Fungi; Kickxellomycota; Kickxellomycetes; Kickxellales; Kickxellaceae
Exons: 2
Coding region: 238-1533 (431 amino acids)
Source: RefSeq, a predicted model, not a curated record